Molecule: messenger RNA, 3797 nt
Organism: Triplophysa dalaica
Lineage: Eukaryota; Metazoa; Chordata; Actinopteri; Cypriniformes; Nemacheilidae
Gene: znf385b
Product: zinc finger protein 385B
Exons: 9
Coding region: 1329-2891 (520 amino acids)
Cellular component (GO): nucleus
Molecular function (GO): nucleic acid binding; zinc ion binding
Source: RefSeq, a predicted model, not a curated record
AGGUUUCUUUUGUGGCUAGACUCUUAAACUCAUCAAUACAAUAUUGUAGUUAUUAACAGUUUCUGGGCUAAAAUAGAAAGUGAGAUUUUUAUUUUAAACAGGGACAUUGAGAGACGUGGGAAUAGCAGCUUACAUCAGACUCCAAACACCUGACUCACUUCUGGGCCGCAUGGGACAGACUUGACAUCCAUGUUUGAUGCGUUUACAUCGACUGUAUCCAUCUCCCUUCAUGUCUGCGUAUGUAUGUUUUUUUUACAUGACCGCUUAAGGGAUUGAUUUACAUCCAUUCUCAUCUGCAUCCCAUCCCCUGUGCAUUACUGUAGGAUGCAGCGUGUAUAUUUUGUGGUCGUGCUGAUGGAUGUCGGUGUGAGAAUGGGCAGUCAAGCGCCUGGAAUGAACAUAUUGAAUGGAAGCUCUGCCAGACGUCACCACAGGAAUUGAAUGAUAGGGUGGAGUUCUGCAUGGGUGGUUUCUCGAACCCUGUUUUUAUAUUUGAAAAUAGACAUUUUGUAGAUUACCGUUAGCGUAGCGUGCAAUUAGGGGUCCAUGCCGCCUUGCAAGAUGUCUCCUAUGAAAGUUGGUGUUUUGGGGAUUUUAGUGUAAUGUUUGCCACAAAGAAGGAUUUAAAACGUAUAGAGACUUCCUUGAAUAAAAGAACAAUGACUUUUAUGACAUCAUUCUCCACUUCAACUUCUCAUCAAAUUGCAGGCUCUGGUGUAUGUCAUUGGCUAUUUACUGUAUAUAAAAGUGGGAGGAGCCACCCAAUAUGUCCUGCCCUAUCCUUCACAUAUUAAGGCACUACAUUUCAGUCCAGCUUGGUAUAGAUUUCUGCUGAAAUAAACUACUUGUAAACAAACACUGUCCGUUUACAAAACGUUAUUCCACCUCAGACGCCAAACAAACAUGCAAUAUUAGCUUUACACAGAUUUUUUACACAGCAAAGUCUUAUAACCACGGCGAAAUAACCAACCCUACACGAAUACUAUGGCGACGUUGCUGCUCAUGAAUAUUAAGUAGAUCGUGAUGACGUCGCUCGGCCACUCGUCAACCGCUUGGCUGCUGAAUAUUAAUGAAGCUCUCUUGCGUUCUCGGAAUCUCUCCUAUGGCACAACCGAGGAUCUGAAUAUUAAUGAGAUAAAGUUGACGUUGCUUAGUAACCGCCCAAUGAGGAGAUAACGUAUGAAUAUUGCUGACAUGGCCGUCAUCUUAGUAGGAUUUGUAAACACUCCAGUCAGGACGAGGCGCAUCGCCUCAAACACAGUCCGUAUGUGCCGCGCAACCUGCCGGACAGUGAAGCCAAGUGUGUUGAACUUUACCGCUGUUCAGGUAUGAAGACCCCCCUGAGCACCACCCAGCUGGUCGCAAACGGACAUCUGUGCUUCCUACCGAACUGCGUGGAGGUUAAAGAACCCAGUAAUGCCAGCAGAGAUAUGCAGCUGCAACAAGAGAGGAAGAAACUGCUCUACUCCCUGUGCGAAGUCUGCAACAUCCAACUCCACUCGGCAGCCCAGGCCCAGGUCCACUAUAACGGCAAGUCUCACCUCAAGAGGGUUAAACAGCUAAAUAAUGGAGAGAUGCCCAAGGCGAGCGUCAGCACGGUUCCCCCUACUCUCCACUCUCUCACCAGCAACGGCAGUCAAGGAAGUUCCUGUCAUAGCAACACGCUCCCUACAUUGGUUCGGACUUCUUCUCUAAUGAUGCAGUCCACUCUGGAUAUGAAGUCUUUCAUGACCUUCCCCAUGGAGAGCUCCUCUCCGGUCGGCCUGUUCCCCAAUUUCAAUACGAUGGACCCCGUCCAGAAAGCGGUAAUCAACCACACAUUCGGAGUCUCCAUCCCUCCCAAGAAAAAGCAAGUUAUUUCGUGCAACAUCUGUCAGCUCCGCUUUAAUUCAGAUAGCCAAGCCGAGGCGCACUACAAAGGCAGUAAACAUGCCAAGAAGCUCAAAGCGCAGGAGACCACCAAAAAUAAGCAGAAAAGUGCUGCCGCCCAGGACUGCGGCGCUAAGACAGUCAGCAUCUCUACCACCACCAAUACCACCUCCUGCAGUUCUGUCACUGCCAGCUGCCCUGACCAACCAGAAAAAAGCUCUGAUCCCCCGGCUAUGCACAAAAGUCCCGUUUCACCGCAGGUCAUCGUGCCCGCUCCAACCCCGCCUCCGGUGCCGUUUACGCCCAGCCCUUGCAAGGCGGCACCCCCGCACGCCAGCCCACCCAGUGAGCCCUCAGGGCACGCGGCAGCCCUUAAGAACACCCCAAAACCUGCAGCUCUGCCAACGGCUCAAACAGAGAUCAGCGUAGAGUCUGAAGAAGAGAAAGCCAAGAAGCUGCUGUACUGUUCGCUGUGCAAAGUAGCUGUCAACUCUCUCUCACAGCUGGAGGCGCACAACACAGGUUCAAAGCACAAAACUAUGUUGGAGGCAAGAAAUGGAGCAGGUCCCAUUAAGGCGUACCCCAGACCCGGGUCCAAACUCAAAGUUCAAGCCACACAACUCAAUAAAGGCUCAGGCUUACAGAACAAAACCUUUCAUUGUGAAAUCUGUGAUGUUCACGUCAACUCAGAAAUUCAACUUAAACAGCAUAUCUCCAGCAGGCGGCACAAGGACAGAGUGGCAGGCAAACCAACGAAACCCAAAUUCAGCCCUUACAACAAGCAGCAGCGCAGCACCAACACGCUGGCAGCAAAACUAGCCUUGCAGAAUGACUUGGUAAAGCCCAUUUCACAAGCUUUCCUGUCCACACCGUUCUCAGCCACCACAGUCCCCUCCAUCUCCCUCCACCCGCGUCCAGGCACCUCCAUCUUUCAGACGGCAGCGUUUCCUCCCUCGUUUCUCCGGGCCGCACCGGGUCCCAUCCGACGCACCGCAGGCUCCAUCCUGUUCGCGCCUUACUGAGCCCCCAGGCACGGACGAGCCCGCCGGGUGGGAGGAGCUAUGCGUCUCAAACUAUGCCACGCUAUGUGCUGUUCUUCUGGAAACAAUGGUGUAUUUAUUGAAACGUUACCCUAAACUCUCCUCACCGUGGAAAACCCAGGAAGGAUGUCGUCUCUGUGACGGCUAUUGCAUUUGAAACAUUGAGUGUUGAACUGUUUCCUGAAAGACUUGAAUUAUCGUUGUCUUCCUUUACAACUGAACCAACAUCUUUGGAUAAGGCGUCGCCCAAAACGACACCAAACCUAACCAUGUAGGGCAGUAUGUGUUCAGUCACCGGAUUGAUGUUGUCAGGGACUCGUGCUGCAGUUUUGGCCUAUGUGCUGUCUUGUAUUGUGUUGUUGGUAAGCGCAGUCACCGGUGCUUCUAAGCUGUUCUUUCGUUUCCCUUUUUUGACUUUAUCAUCCUUUUAUCUGACAUCCCCCCAUGUUUUAUUUUUCUCAUAUAAGUAGAUUCAGUCUGUUUUUUAUGAUAAAAAUCUCUUUUCUUUAAUAGGAAACCCGUGGGCCUUUCAUCUUUCUGUGAUUUCCUUAUUUGCCAUGAGACUGUAAUACGUUGCAGCUCUCUGAUGAUGCAAUAAUGUAUAGAUCAUUAAAUAUUGAUAUUCGUCAUAGUGUAUUUAUUUACCUACCAGGUUGCAAUACUAGUAGAGUUUUAUGAGCUGGAAGAGGUACUCAGAGAAUUAGGUACGUCAUUUGGUACGUUAUUUUUAGAGUCUAAAAAAAAAGAAAAAUUUCCAUUCACUGACAAUUCUUUAUUUGGCUGGGGAAUUUCCUGCUCCAUAGUAUAUAUGUUUGUAUGUAUGAGAGUCUGUACAUAAAGAUACUACAUUUUCAAUAAAAUAAUAUAUUUCAAUGAUUUCGGACAUGA